Messenger RNA from Danio rerio (zebrafish), 1092 nucleotides. The record is from RefSeq and is a predicted model, not a curated record. Lineage: Eukaryota; Metazoa; Chordata; Actinopteri; Cypriniformes; Danionidae.
UACAUGUAGGGGGGCGGGGUCAUAAAAACGUGUUCAUCAUCUUCAGUUUCAGUCUGAGUUCAGCUUGUGUGUGUCGGCUGGAAGUCCUCGCAGUUUGUGUUUUACGUCAGUAUUUUAACAGAUAAGCUCGCGGGUGUGUGUGUGUCACUCGAGCACUCGCGAAGUUUAGUUUUAUUGACAGCGCCAUCUUAACUUUUUAUCCGCUCUUUCCCCGGCGUGUAUUCCUCGCUUUUCUGCAGCGUUUGGAGGAUGUUGAAGAAUAAAGGACAAACCGCUCAUCCGUUCAUCCAUGAGGUCAAUCUGACCGCUCUCCAGCGCAUUCAGGGACUCGUUUUGGGUGUGUUUCUGUUUCCUGUGCGCAUCACUCUCGCCGUGCUCUUCUUCCUGCUGAUGUGGCCCAUAGCUCGUCUGCGAUUGGCUGGUCUGCCGGAGUCGCGGCGGGCGGAGCCGGUGCGGGGCUGGCGCCGCUGGCUCUUCCACCACGUCAUGGUGUUCCUGAGCCGCGCCGUCUUCUUCUGCGUGGGCUUCCUGUGGGUCAGGGUCAAAGGUCGGCAGGCGGGGCUGAAGGAGGCGCCGGUGUUAGCCGUAGCGCCGCACAGCAGCUUUCUGGAUAUGCUAGUGCUCAGUGUGACCGGGCUGCCCAUCGUCGUGUCCCGCUCCGAGAACGCCAAACUGCCUGUGAUUGGAGGUGAGGGUUAUACUAUAAUACACUGAGGCAGUCAUUCAGUAGAGUUUAUUACCGACACACACUUUUAUUUGUACAGGUUAUGUUCAACCUUCAUUCUGGCUAAAUUCUGGUUAUGUUCAAGCCAUGUUAAAGCUUUGUUCUGGCUAUAUAAAGUUAUGUUUAGGCUAUGUUUAAUCUGUUAACUUUGUUCCAGCUAUGUUCUUGUUAUGUUUAAGCUAAUUUCAAGCUGUGUUCUGCAUCUAUUCUGGUUAUAUUCAGGUUGUUUUCUGGUUAUGAUUAGGCUGUGUCCCGGCUAUAUUCUGAUUAAGUUCAAGCCUUGUUAAAUCGGUGUUUCAGUUAUAAUCUGGAUAUAUUCUGGUUGCGUUCAAGCUUAAAGCUUUGUUCUGGCUAUGUUCAAGGUAUGU